AAGCAAUCAUUUCUCCUUCUCUCUGGCUGCAUUCUUGCAGCCAUUGAGAAAUACUGUGUGAGCUGUGAUUGGUCACAGCUUGUCACAUGGUACAAGGCUGUUGUGAAUAGAUUGUACCAUGUGACCUCUGUGAUCAUUCACAGAUUUCACAAGUUGUAAGCAAUGAUGUCAGGAAGUGACAUCUUGCUUACUACUCUGCAUGUGAUCACUGAUUGGCCAAUCAGUAAUUACAUGAUAAGGACCUCGCACAGAGGUCCCAUACGACGUCCCAGGGAAUGCGCAUUUUCCAAAAUGGCGGGCACGGUUUAUGA
This is a messenger RNA of Staurois parvus, 311 nucleotides long. NCBI's taxonomy places the organism in Eukaryota, Metazoa, Chordata, Amphibia, Anura, Ranidae. The record is from the annotation of a GenBank genome assembly.